UGGAAGUUGAACAAACAAAAGAUACUGAGCUUAAUAUGGCUAAGAGGCCAGGUGUUGGCACGCUCGGGAUAACUAUCCGGCAUAAAUGCAAUUACUAUAGGAUAAUAAGGUUUCCGGAUGUUUCCAUAAACCAUUAUAGUUUCGAUAUUACCCCUAAAGCAAAUAAAGAUACAAUCGCGUAUGUUUACGAUAAACUAGCUCUCCAAAAUGGGUUUAACGCCGUUUUUGACGGUAACACCUCAAUUUAUUCGGUAUCUCCUUUAAAUCUCGAGAAUGAGAGAGGAGGGAACCAUUUUGAGAUGCAUAUAUCGCAGAGUGAUAGUAUUAGAGUUCGUAAUGGUACUUAUAAAGUUGUUAUUCGUUUCGUUCAAAAACUUUCAUUCGAUGAACUCCAAAACUAUGUUUCGGGAAGAAAUGCCUCCAUCGGUGAAGUUAUUAAAUGUAUCAUGGCGCUGAACGCGUUUAUAAAUUUUACCGUUCGCCGGAAUUAUCCUGCCAUUGGAAAAAGUAUUUUCCCACACCCAAAGCAAAUCGCUCAUUCUGAUAUUGACUUAAAUCCAAUAAUUCUUCCUGGUGCACUUGAAUUAAGACGAGGAUUUUAUCAGUCAUUACGUCCCGUAUGGAAUACCUUGGCAAUAAAUCUAGAUAUUUGUGCAAGCGUAUUUUAUUUAGGGGGUCCCUUCUUAGAUGUAGCUGCAAGGUUACUUAAUAAACGUAAUAAAGACGAAUUUCGACAAGGGCUGUUAUCACGUGAUUGGACAAUAUUGUCAAAAUUCGUAAGACGUCUAAAAAUACGUACCAUUCAUCGUGGUCAACGUAGGCCUGUUUACAUGGUUCGAAAAUUAUCAACUGAACCGGCUGAUCGAUUAUAUUUCAAAAUAAAUGAAGCGAAUGUUUCUGUCGCCGAGUAUUUCUUUAGGACGUAUAAUCGUCGGUUAAGUUUUGAAAAUUUACCAUGCCUUUUGGUAAGAAACGACGUAUAUUUACCACUCGAAGUGUGCGACAUUUUACCUGGCCAACGAUUCGAUGGCCAAUUAGCUGAUAUUGCCCAUGCAGAUAUGAUUAAGCAUACUUGUAUUAAACCCGCAGAAAGGUUCAAUCGUAUCUCAAAAGCAGUUAAGGAAAUCUUUAAACACAACAGAGAUCCGCAUAUAAGCUCUAUUGGCAUGGAUGUUGAUGGAGAAAAUAUGACGAUUGAUGGCCGCGUGCUUACUCCGCCAACAGUCGAGUUUAAUUCUAAAAGUGUAAAUCAAACACAUGUCCCUAAAGAUGGCCGAUGGAACCUUGUAAAUAAAAUAGUUGUUCAGGGAAAAAGUCUUGAAAAUUGGUCGGUAUUAGUUUUUGGUACAAGAGUGCCAGAACAAAGUAUAGACCAGUUCAUGCGACAAUUUCGAGAAACUGCUAGUCAAAAGGGUCUGAACGUAUCAAACAGACCGAAGAUAUCGUUUACUAAUCCCAUAGGAAAUGUUCAACAAACCGGUCCUCUAUAUGGUGAGAUAAAACGCGUAGGUGAUACUAUUUUAGGCGUACCCACACAAGUUCUCUUGUCAAAACUUGUCACAAAACGUGGAGGGCUUGAUCAAGUUUGUGCAAAUAUAUCCCUUAAAGUAAAUGUGAAGUUAGGAGGGAAAAACAGUUUAUUGUCCAGAGGACAACUAAAUUUUGUCUCUCAAGUCCCGACAAUGAUAUUUGGAGCAGACGUGUUCCAUCCUGGCAGAGGGGAACGUAAACCCAGUGUAGCCGCUGUUUGUGCAUCCAUGGAUGUAGACGCCAUUGUAUAUUCUGGACGUUAUAGCGUUAAUAAAGUACCCCGCAAUGAAACCAUAGAAUGUCUUGAAGAUAUGGUAAACGAUUUGUUUCGUGCCUUUUGGGAAAGAAAUAAAUCUCUUCCAAACCGUAUACUCUUUUAUCGUGAUGGAGUGUCAGAAGGUCAAUUUCAACAUGUGCUAAAUAUUGAAGUGAAAGCAAUUAAAGCAGUUAUAUCACGUUGCUACAAACCUGAGUCGGAACCUACUCUUACGUUUAUCAUCGUACAGAAAAGACACCAUACACGGUUCAUGCCUGAGAAUCCUCGUGAUGGCGACAGACUUGGAAACUGCAUCCCUGGCACAGUUGUCGAUACCUCAGUAGUUGUUCCUCAUGAAUUCGAUUUUUUUUUACAAUCUCAUUGCUGUCUACAAGGAACAGCUCGUCCUAUCCAUUAUAAUGUUUUGUAUGACGAACAUAAUUUCUCGGCUGAUGAAAUACAAACACUUACAUAUAGACUCUGUUAUCUUUCGGCGAGGUGCACGUUAUCAAUAUCACUCGUACCACCUGUGUAUUACGCACAUUUAAUUGCAAAUCGUGCAAGGCACUAUCUUAAGUGGGAGGAAGAAAGUUCAGAAAUAAGCGGUGCGAGUAUAUCUUCAAUUUCAGACGUUAAAGAUGUGCUACAAAAUUCCAUGUUCUUUAUUUGA
Molecule: messenger RNA, 2456 nt
Organism: Dentiscutata heterogama
Lineage: Eukaryota; Fungi; Glomeromycota; Glomeromycetes; Diversisporales; Gigasporaceae
Source: the annotation of a GenBank genome assembly